CCCAUCUGCUCGCGGUCUUCAUCUCCCAACAUGUGAAAUCGGACACCUACUUUCUCAACCCUUCCCAAACAGUCUUAUCUGCACUUCCAGCUGUCACUACAACAGUACAUUCGCACAAUUCAAACUUUAACAGAAGCAACUGACUCCACAAGUUCAGAAGAUCGACAUCGAUAAAAAGUCGCCGUUAGCUUGCAGUUUAAGAAAACGGGAGAAGAAACACGGACGGAGGGCGGGUGGAAAGCCAAAUCCAAAGGGGUGUUUCCUCUCCAGCAGAGGAAGCAUUGAAGUAGCGAGAAAUAAUUCACUAAACUGUGCGAAAUGUGUAGAUAUAUUGACGUUUAGGUGACAGACGCGAUGUCGACAUCAGUUUGCCGAUAAAAGCCUGUCUAUGUUGGACUAGCUUAACUCUCCAACGGAUGGAGGAGAAUCCAGACAGCGACAGGCAUUAUGAGAGGACCACAGAUGACCCCUCACCCUCUGGCCAGGGGACCAAACAGAAGAGUGAUGAGACCCCCCUGGGUGAUCACAACCUACCCAUCAUGCAGUGGGAGGAUUUAAGUUUACGAAUUGCAGAGCUAGAAAGGCAGGAGGAGGAAAGGAGGACAAAGGCAGAGAGUCUGGGUUUAUCAGAGCGAGACAGAAUACUUGGAUGCUGGACAGGGUCAAAACACCAUUCACUCCACCGGGAGCCAUGGACCGAUGAGAACGACUACAGUCCCUGCCGUGUUCCUGUCAUAACAUCACGAUUUAAUAGUCCUAAAAAUCUUCAGCUCUGUUUCAUCAACAACAGCGAGAGCGAGGGGGAGGAUGACGAAGGAGCAUCUAGCAAAGAGAGCUCAUGUGAGGCGGAGGUACGUGGGAGUUGCUCUCUGGGGCUAAAACAGGAAGUGAAAACAGCUCUCAGGGCUCUCAGAGACAAGCUAUUGGCCGAACAGAAAGAGAAAGAGCAAGAAGUCACCCGCAGUAACGUGAACAUAAGGAGAAAGAUUCUUAGCCUUAGUGAUCUGCAGACAUGCUCUUUACUGCAGCUGAAUGCGCUCAGGGCCUCACUGAAUGAAGACAUUCAAGAUUUGAGCUCAGAACUGGUGAAACAUCUUGUAGUACGAGACCACCUUCGGAAUAAGCAAGACGCUCUUCUCCUGGAUGUACAGGAUAUGACGACAUUGUGAAUGACUUUUGUUUGCAACAAAACUGCAUUCUGCAGUUCAACAUUGGCACUUUCUGAAAGCAUUAAUUUACUGUUACUCAUCCUGUGGACUAACAAGCCAGAAUAUCCUGUUUGUUCUUGAAGAAAUGUAGCCCUCAAAGAAACUUUUGCUAAAAAAUGUGAGUCACAUUGAUUAUGGUCACAAGUUUUAUUGUGAAAAAAAGUGCCUUAACAAAACCUAAUGGCUCUGAUUCAUGUCCCAUCACUUAUGAUUUAGUUUUGCAUUUGUAAAUAGAGAAUAUAACAAGCUGCUGUUAAAGCCAUAUACGAUCAAUAACUGUGAUGUAUUAAUCAUCCGUUACAUUAAGCAUUCCAUUGAAAAACAGUAUGUAAUCGUCAUAUGAAUAUAAAUGGUGUGAAUUAUGCUGUCAUAUGAAUGUGCCUUACAACUUUCCUGUGUAUCAAACUUAAACAUGAGAAUGAAUAUCUCAGUGCUAAAUAUUCACAAUAAUUUAAUAAAUCAUUUAUUUUGUACUUUA
Messenger RNA from Pimephales promelas (fathead minnow), 1686 nucleotides. Its product is annotated as schwannomin-interacting protein 1. NCBI's taxonomy places the organism in Eukaryota, Metazoa, Chordata, Actinopteri, Cypriniformes, Leuciscidae. Gene Ontology annotation, cellular component: cell junction; plasma membrane. Gene Ontology annotation, biological process: positive regulation of hippo signaling. The record is from RefSeq and is a predicted model, not a curated record.